This is a messenger RNA of Mesorhabditis spiculigera, 942 nucleotides long. NCBI's taxonomy places the organism in Eukaryota, Metazoa, Nematoda, Chromadorea, Rhabditida, Rhabditidae. The record is from the annotation of a GenBank genome assembly.
AUGGAGCGGUUUCUUCGUCUUGGCGGGCUAGGCGGGCAGCUGGGAGGCCAGUUUGGCGGAACUGCUCCGGCUGAUUCGAACCAAGUGGACACUUCGGAGACCGUCUACAUUUCGUCGUUGGCUCUGUUGAAAAUGCUGAAGCAUGGCAGGGCUGGCGUGCCGAUGGAGGUCAUGGGUCUGAUGCUCGGCGAGUUUGUAGAUGAAUAUACCGUCAAUGUUAUCGACGUCUUUGCCAUGCCGCAAAGCGGGACCGGAGUCUCCGUCGAAGCUGUCGACCCGGUGUUCCAGGCAAAGAUGUUGGACAUGCUGAAGCAGACCGGGCGACCGGAAAUGGUCGUUGGAUGGUACCACUCCCAUCCCGGAUUCGGAUGCUGGCUUUCUGGCGUCGACGUGAACACUCAGCAAUCUUUUGAGGCGCUUUCAGACCGUGCCGUCGCUGUCGUCAUUGACCCGAUUCAAUCCGUGAAGGGAAAGGUCGUCAUCGACGCCUUUCGCACGAUUAACCCACAAACGAUCGCCCUCAACCAGGAGCCGAGACAGACCACGUCGAACUUGGGCCAUCUCCAAAAGCCCAGCAUCCAGGCCCUCAUCCACGGGCUCAACAGGCAUUACUACUCGAUUCCGAUCGCCUACAAAUCCCAUGAGCGGGAGCAGCAGAUGCUCUUGAACCUGAACAAGCGCUCUUGGAUGGAUGCGCUUGGGUUGGAGAAGUAUGAGGACCAUUGUCAGAAAAAUAAGGGGUCGAUGCAGCGUGUGUUGCGCUUGGCCAAGGAUUAUAAAAAGUCGCUCGAAGAUGAGGACAAGAUGACAGAGCACGAGUUGGUGAUCAAAAACGUUGGAAAACAGGACCCGAAACGGCAUAUGAAAGAUGAGGUUGACCUUAUGCUCGCCGAUAACCUCGUCCAAAGCCUCGCCGCAGCUAUGGACGCCGAAUCGUUCCAC